Molecule: messenger RNA, 2967 nt
Organism: Exaiptasia diaphana
Lineage: Eukaryota; Metazoa; Cnidaria; Anthozoa; Actiniaria; Aiptasiidae
Product: flocculation protein FLO11
Molecular function (GO): protein binding
Source: RefSeq, a predicted model, not a curated record
UUUCUUUUCCGAAUUCUGGUCAAAAUGAUGCUAGCGUGUUUACUGUCAUUCGCGCUACUGCUGACUAUCGAUGCUCGACAUCAUCACGGAGGACAACACCACAAAAAGUCUCACAAAAAGAGAGAAGUACCAGGCACAGCACGAUCGCUACUGUUUGAUAUACCCAACCACAAUGAAACAACUUACACCAAAGGUUGCGUUUACCAAGGUGUCCUMCGAAAACAUGGCGAGGUGUGGUCACCAAGCGCAUGUAUCCCAGAGUGCCACUGCAUAAAUGCCAAAGUGACGUGCACUAAARUAGAAUGCCCGGAUCUUAAUUGCAAAAGAUCGAUCAAACGGAAAUGGAAAUGUUGUCAUGAGUGUCCACCAGAGUCACAAGUUGGGGAUAAUUGUGGAGUUCUUACAGCCGGAGGUAACGCCAACCACACUUGCUGUCACUUCCCUUAUAAGUACAAGGAUGUCAUGUAUUACACAUGUACCUACGUCGAUAGCCACAAGCCCUGGUGUGCCGUGACAGCUAACUACGACCGCGAUGGUGUAUGGGGCGUCUGUAUAGGGGAUAAUUGUGGAGUUCUUACAGCCGGAGGUAACGCCAACCACACUUGCUGUCACUUCCCUUAUAAGUACAAGGAUGUCAUGUAUUACACAUGUACCUACGUCGAUAGCCACAAACCCUGGUGUGCCGUGACAGCUAACUACGACCGCGAUGGUGUAUGGGGCGUCUGUAUAGAUGAAAGCGACAAGAAUAAAAAGCCUUACCGGAUUGUAAAUGGCAAYGUAGUCAACGCAAAAAAGGCAACGAGCAAAGAUGCAGUCAAAUCUAAAGCACUGCCAAAGAUUCAACCYUCAUUCUCAACACAGAAUGACAUGCUAAGACCACAUCAACCAGCUCCGUUCUUAACCGACUGGAAUCCAAAUGUCGCCUUUCAAGACAACAAAAAUGUGCGUCCAACACCUAUGGUAAUAGCAAAAGCACACUCUAUCUGGAAAAAACUGGGAUUCAAACCACGUCAGUURGGUAUGUUGUCCAAGAUGGGAGGGCAAGUCAUAACAGUUGCUUUGGAAAAUGGUGGAAUUCUUCCCACUACUGUCAAUGCUCAAGUAGCUACACCGGCUAUAGGGGUACAGACAGGUGGGAUCAACACCGGAGUUGUUGCUGGUGCCGGAGGGGUUACUGCUGCUGGAGGUAAUGGAUGUGUUCAAGUCGUACCAUGUAAGACAGGCCAAACAAAUGUAGUUAAGCCUGMAGUUKAUCCAUUACCGGAAAAAAUACCGGUAGUACAACCGGCUAAUAUACCGGACAUUAACAUGGGUAAAUACCCUAACAGAAUAUCCAGCAUGGUCAACAAGUUUUAUACAGUUAAGUUCAACCCGACUAAAUCUARACAAACACAACCUAACACAGUGGUACCAGGAAGUAGUGGACAAACCAUCCCUACCACUAUCCCCACGACAGCACCAACACAAGGAACGACAGCUCCUGCUCAGGGGGGAGGUACUGGCGGUGCCGGUGGUGCCGCAGUAACAACUCCAUCACCUGGUAACACAACACCAACACAAGGAGGUGACAUGACAACACCAUCACAGGGUAACACAACGCCAGGACAGGGUAACACAACGCCAACACAAGGUGUCACAACCACAACAAAUGUGGCUAAUACUCCACAACCACAAGCAACUCAAGGUCAAGGYCAAGUGUCGAAUGGAAUUACUCCACCUUCGUCCUGCGCACCACCUACGGRAAAUCCUSCUCCUCAGAACGGAAGCGUUGUCUCGCCAUGUAGCGGAAACYCCAUUGUUGCACCAUGCGGUGGAAGUAACSCUGUUGCACCAUGRAGUGGAAGUAYCUCUGKKACASCAAACACCGGAGGUAAUGCAGUCCCACCAGCCACAAGUAAUGGAAACGGUAGUCCUGCACCAGCUCCUUUACCAGWACCAAACCAAACCACAACACCAACUACCAAACCAACARCACAAACAUGGGCCAACGCGACAGGCCCGCCAUGGACAUGGAACCAGACAGCGCCUACUCCYGCGCCCUCAGACAAGUCUAUUCCAGUCGUGAUAGUCGCUCAACCUGUAGGAGAGGGAACUAAGGAACCGGUAGAUAAAGGUACAGAAUCGUCCAUUAUCGUCAAUAAUACCGGAUUUGUAGCACUACCUAUCAAGAUGACACCAGAACAASUAGCUGGUUCAAACUCAAGCAAACCACCACCCCCACAGGACUCCAGUAGCCCAUUAACAAACGGAAAUACUGAAUCACAAUCUUUAUCUAAACUUCAAUCGACGGGUGAUUCGACGAAGGCUUCGGGGAGUCCUYCCACAGCUGAGACAUCCAAUCCUAGUACUGGAACAAACGCUYACACAUCUCAGUCUGCAAGCCCAACUGUCUCAACCAAAGAAUUGCUUCAGACUCUCGCCAGCUCUUCUGCAAGUAUAGAAUCUUCUCAGGAGGAUAAUUCUGAUAGCUCAGACAGCGACUCCUCCCAGCCCUCUGCAAGCCCUUCUCCAAGUACAGACUCGGCUGAGGCUUCGUCCAGUCCUCCUCCGAGCACAAACUCGGCAGGGACUUCUGCAAGUCCUCCUCCAAGUACGGAUUCAGCUGAGGUUUCCUCAAGUCCUGCUCCGAGCACAAACUCGGCAGGGGCUUCUGCAAGUUCUCCUCCAAGUACGGAUUCAGCUGAGGCUUCCUCAAGUCCUGCUCCGAGCACAAACUCGGCAGGGGCUUCUGCAAGUUCUCCUCCAAGUACGGAUUCAGCUGAGGCUUCCUCAAGUCCUGCUCCGAGCACAAACUCGGGACAAGCGUCUGGAAGUCCUGCUCCAGGUACAAAUGCAGCACAGACAGUCUCAGACUCUUCCCAAGUUUUUACUACUAGAACGCCAAGUACAAGCUCGUACCAGACUUCAGGGAACUCCUCACCAGAAUCGUCUCAAGCUUCCACAAAUUCUGCUACCGGAACAGACNAC